Molecule: messenger RNA, 1198 nt
Organism: Prunus persica (peach)
Lineage: Eukaryota; Viridiplantae; Streptophyta; Magnoliopsida; Rosales; Rosaceae
Product: vacuolar protein sorting-associated protein 27
Exons: 3
Coding region: 1-393 (130 amino acids)
Molecular function (GO): metal ion binding
Source: RefSeq, a predicted model, not a curated record
AUGUUGGAGAAGAUAGGGUUGCCGGCAAAGCCAUCACUGAGAGGGAAUACUUGGGUUGUUGACGCCUCACACAGUCAGGGAUGUACUUCUCAGUUCACCUUCAUCAAUCGCAAGCAUCAUUGCCGGAGGCGUGGGGGCUUGUUUUGCAACAGCUGCACCCGGCAAAAAAUGUUUUUACGCGGGCAAGGUGAUUCACCUGUGCGGAUUUGUGAGCCUUGUGAAAAGCUAGAAGAAGCAGCACGCUUUGAGGGACAUGGCCACAAGACUAGAGCUGGGAGAGGCAGUUUGAAGUUGACAUCAAAGCCUGAGGAUGAAGUUCUGAACCAAAUUCUCGGUAAUGAUAGGAAGGAAUCAGGACAAGAGCCUAACAGUAAUGUGGUUGCUAGUAUUUAGAGGGCCAGUAGUAGUGCAUCUGUUCAAAUAGUCAACAAGAUUUCAGCCACCAUGGGGUGGAAGAAAUACAAAGAAAUCUUUCUGUUGAUGAGCCUAAUCAUUUACAGAGUGGUGAUGGAUCUGCUUAUCCCGAGGAGUUGCGUCAGCAAGCUUUGGAUGAGAAGAAGUAUAAAAUUCUGAAAGGAGAAGGAAGGCCUGCGGAAGCAUUAAGAGCGUUUAAGAGAGGGAAGGAGCUUGAGAGGCUGGCGGUAUAGAAGAGCAUGCCACUGAAAUUGCAUCAAAGUUAAACUGGUGGUACAUCUCUGUUAACAUGCCAACUAUUAUAAUUAGCAUUGUCGCACACGAAAUGACAUAGCAAGACAUUUCAACUGGUGUAAUCAAGGAACUAAAGCAUAGUAAGACUAAACUUUACCAUAGUUCUUGUUUAAUAAUUCAAAAGUUUAAAAUCCCACUACAAUUUCCAAGUACAACAUCUCCUGUCUCAGAAGUAAACAAAAAUGGCCGCGGAAAAAAAUUAAAUCAUUUCAAUGUUGAAAGUAUAAGUUUUGCAUCUUAUACCAAAUGGGUUCAAUUUGCAAUCGGCUAAACAAUGAAACAUCAAAUGAAGACUAGUAGUACAUGCGUAUGCCACUGAAAUUCACUUGCCCUAUAUGGCCAUAGGUAAAAUAUAAAGCCAAAGGGAAAACUGAAUUCAGAAUUAGACACCAACAAAUUAGCUCCUCCUUUUAAGUUUAUGAGUGCCAUUUUUCGAAGACCUCCAAUCAUAGGCUCACCAAUACUUGAACCUACUUUUGCAACUAACCAU